AUGAAGAAGGACAUGUUUCUCUUUGAUCUCAGAGCGGAAGAAGUUUUUGUAACACAGUCGGUGGUGCUGGAAUGCUACUCAGCUGAACGUUUACAUGAAUAUAAUUUGGGUUUAAUGUCUAUAUCAACCCCUUCGAAGAUUGUAGGAACAAUCUUUGGUUCCAAUAAUGGAACAUUGAGGACCAUCUUACUAUGUCUUCUUGUAUCUUCUGCUGUACAGCUACUCAUCCCACUUCUUGCUGAACAUGCCAUAUGGAUUCUCUCACUUACGCAUCACUACACGAAAUGUUUGUUACGGCUUCACUGCGGUGCUGGAAAUAGUACAAGCGAAUUAUCGCUAUCAGUUGGAAAUGGGCCUACACACUUUCCCGAGAUUUUUCCGGUGGAACCAUGGGUGGGUGUUCCACCAGCUUCUCUCGUUUCUCGUCGUAUUGAUAAUGAGCUUUCCGACCGUACACGUGAACAAGAGGCUUUAGCAGCUCUUGCUGCGGCUAAGGACAGCAGGCUACAAGGAAAUGCUCGAAAGGCUCGAGCCAUCAUUGAGCAUGCACUUGCACUUGCGCCAAAUCAUCCGGACGUUUUGACAGAAUACGGGCUUUAUCAUGAGGUGCUUGAAAAGAAUUUCCUCGAGGCCGAUCUCUGCUAUGCAAAAGCUCUGGCUUUUGAUCCUACUCAUUCCGAAGCGCUUGUACGAAGAAAGAAAACAUUGCCUCUGGUUAGUGCAAUGGACGCUAAACUUUUACGCAGAAUACAGAAGAAACGCGACGAAUUUGCACGCCUGCCACAUACUUCGUCAUUGAAAAGAGCUAUGCGUGAGAGCUACUUCAUGCAUAUCUAUCAUACUGUAGCCAUCGAAGGAAACACGCUGACGCUUGGGCAAACGCGUUCGAUAUUGGAAACUGGCGUGGCCGUCGCUGGGAAGAGUAUUCAUGAACACAAUGAAGUAAUAGGAAUGGAUGCUGCGCUUAGAUAUCUUAAUCAUUCUCUUCUCCACAUGAGCGAAAUUACUCUCGACGAUAUUCUGGAAAUGCACAGAAGAGUGUUGGGGAACGCAAAUCCCAUCGAUGCAGGGCGCAUUCGAACAACUCAGGUAUUUGUCGGGCAUUUCACUCCAGUGGGCCCUGAAUAUGUCAGGGAACAACUCAAUGAGCUCGUUGACUGGCUGAGAGAUCCUUCAACGAUGGAACUGGAUCCAGUCGAGAGAGCUGCUAUUGCACAUUAUAAACUUGUUGUUGUCCAUCCUUUCGUUGACGGAAAUGGACGUACUGCGCGUCUUCUUCUCAACUUAAUUCUGAUGAGAGCUGGCUUCCCACCCGUCAUACUGCCGGUUGAAUCGCGAGCUGAAUACUAUGCAACUCUUCACACCGCUAAUCUUGGGGAUUUACGGCCUUUCGUCAGAUACGUGGCGCGUCAUACAGAAAGCACAUUGCAGUUCUACAUCAACUCAGCAGAAAAAUGCGGUGUCGACUGCGCUGAUAAUGGCUUGCGCGGCGAAGAAUCGGAGAGGAUACAGUCUGGUUCGGGUAUCGCCCAAGAAACAGUAAGAAGUUGAGAAUUAUCUGAGCUGACAUGGACGAUCUUCACAAUUUGGAUUCUUUAACCACAAACGAGGCAUUCAUCCUGAUGAGUUUUGCGUUUACUCUGUUGUUGAUGCUGGACAUUACUUUUCUUAACUCAACUACCUAGUCUUGGAACGAGUUGCUUCUCAGGUGUUACCUUCUUGCGUCAUAUCGAUAUACUACGCGCGAUAGUUGAUUAUAGUCACUCAAUCACAAGAUUUCUAUUCAACCCACUCUGUCUGCUGAUAAUCUUUCAUUGUUAUAAUUGAUACAAGAUUUCUAUCUAACCUUACAAUCUCUGUCUACUAAUAAUCUUCAUUGUUUUAAUUAACCUGUGCAUCAUACAUUCGGGUACUUGGGCUGUGAUAGCGGUCUCAAUCGCUGGGCGUAGUGAUGAACUCGUUGAGUUUUGUUUCAAUUGUUGUGCUUUGACAGCAUAAGUGCUGCAAAUUUG
Molecule: messenger RNA, 2012 nt
Organism: Cylicocyclus nassatus
Lineage: Eukaryota; Metazoa; Nematoda; Chromadorea; Rhabditida; Strongylidae
Source: the annotation of a GenBank genome assembly